AUGGAGCCGUCGUCGUCCAUCACGUUUGCGUCCUCGUCGUCGUACCUGUCCAACGGCUCCAGCCCCUGUUCCGCCGCGCUGCCGCCGCCGGGGCCGCCCCAGGCUCCCCCCUUGGCUGCCGGCGAGGGAUGGGGUGGUGGAGUCGCUACCGCAGGGAGCGGAAGCAGCGUGGAGGCGGUGAGCCUGAACCGCCUCAGCAAGAACCUCGAGCGGCUGCUCCUCGACCCGGACCUAGCCUGCAGCGACGCCGACGUCGGGGUGCCCGACGGCGGGCCGCCCGUACCCAUCCACCGCUGCAUACUUGCCGCGCGCAGCGACUUCUUCUACGACCUCUUCGCCGCGCGCGGCCGCGGUGGGGCAGCGCGCGGUGAUGCGACCGCCGGCGCCGGAGGAGCAGCGGAGGGGGCUGCCAGUGGAAGGCCGCGGUACAAGAUGGAGGAGCUCGUGCCCGGGGGACGCGUGGGGCGGGAGGCCUUCCAGGUGUUUCUGGGGUACAUGUACACCGGCAAGCUCCGGCCGUCACCGGUCGACGUGGUCUCUUGUGCUGACCCAGUGUGCCCUCACGAUUCGUGCCCGCCGGCCAUCAGGUCCGCGGUCGAGCUCAUGUACGCGGCGUGUACCUUCAAGAUCCCCGAGCUCACCUCGCUCUUCCAGCGCCGGCUUCUUAACUUUGUAGACAAGACUCUAGUGGAGGAUGUCAUUCCUAUUUUGAAAGUUGCUUACCACUCAGGGCUGACUCAAGUGAUCGACAAAUGUAUUCAAAGGAUUGCUAGAUCAGAUCUUGACGAUAUAUCUUUGGAUAAGGAACUCCCUCCAGAAGCUGUUGAGGAGAUAAAAAAUUUGCGCAAGAAGUCACCAACUGCUGAUGGCGAUGGCGAUGCGUUCAUUUCGGACCCUGUGCAUGAGAAAAGAGUAAGAAGAAUCCACAGGGCACUCGACUCUGAUGAUGUUGAGCUUGUGAAGUUGCUUCUGAAUGAGUCUGAUAUCACAUUAGAUGAUGCCAAUGCAUUACACUAUGCUGCUUCUUACUGUGAUUCUAAAGUUGUCUCAGAGCUAUUAGAUUUGGCGCUGGCUAACUUAAAUUUGAAGAAUAGCCGUGGAUACACAGCACUCCACUUGGCUGCUAUGAGGAGAGAACCAGCUAUCAUUAUGUGUCUCCUUAACAAAGGGGCAAAUGUAUCACAACUGACAGCUGAUGGCAGGAGCGCAAUUGGUAUCUGUCGGAGGUUAACAAGAUUAAAAGACUACAAUACAAAGAUGGAGCAGGGUCAAGAAUCAAAUAAAGAUAGGCUGUGUAUAGAUAUUCUAGAGAGGGAGAUGAUGCGAAAUCCUAUGGCGGUGGAAGAUGCUGUCACCUCGCCUUUAUUGGCAGAUGAUCUUCACAUGAAGCUUCUCUACCUGGAAAACAGAGUUGCAUUUGCUAGAUUGUUCUUUCCUGCUGAAGCCAAGGUCGCCAUGCAAAUUGCACAAGCAGACACCACAGAAGAAUUCGGCGGUAUAGUUUCAGCAAGUACUUGUGGUAAACUGAGGGAGGUCGACCUUAAUGAGACGCCAGUCACACAAAACAAAAGACUCCGUUCAAGGGUAGAUGCACUGAUGAAAACAGUGGAAAUGGGCCGUCGGUACUUCCCGAACUGCUCGCAGGUGCUGGACAAAUUCCUGGAGGACGACCUGCCAGACGGGCUGGACCAGUUCUACCUCCAGAGGGGCACCGUCGACGAGCAGAAGGUGAAGAGGAUGCGCUUCUGCGAGCUGAAGGAGGACGUGCUGAAGGCCUUUAGCAAGGACAAGGCGGACAGCAGCAUGUUCUCGGGCCUGUCUUCGUCGUCGUCGUGCCCUCCACCCCAAAAAUCCGCCAAGAGGUGA
Miscanthus lutarioriparius is the source of this 1866-nucleotide messenger RNA. The record is from the annotation of a GenBank genome assembly. Lineage: Eukaryota; Viridiplantae; Streptophyta; Magnoliopsida; Poales; Poaceae.